AGUAAACAUUUGAACUUCUUAUGCAACACACUGCUCUUUUCACAUUGCACACGACCAGCUGCAUCCUCCGUAAAACUUUCUUCGCCAUUAUUAGCAGAUUGUCUCUUUUAACCUAGUGCUAUUUAAAGCAGGUAUACUUUGAAGAAUGGGGGAUUGGACUCUACUUGGAAGACUGCUGGACAAAGUUCAGGCACAAUCUACAGUGAUUGGGAAAAUUUGGCUCACCGUAUUAUUUAUCUUCAGGAUCUUAUUGCUUGGAUCUGCUGCAGAGAAGGUUUGGGGUGAUGAACAGUCUGGCUUCCUUUGCAACACACGGCAACCUGGUUGUGAAAACGUAUGCUAUGACAAAGCUUUUCCAAUUUCCCACAUUCGCUUUUGGGUUCUUCAGAUCAUUUUUGUUUCAGCACCUACCUUGCUGUACCUUGGACAUGCUUUACAUGUUGUCCACUUGGAGAGAAAACAACACAAAUUAAUUGAUGAACAAAUCUUCAGAAAAGUUAAGAAGACAUCAAAGUACAUUGUAAGGGAUGGAAAAGUAAAAAUACAAGGAAUCCUAUUAUUUACUUACAUAUUACAUGUUUUGUGUAAAAUUCUGCUUGAAAUUGGUUUCAUUGUGGGUCAGUGGUAUCUCUAUGGCUUUUCUUUGGAUCCCAUGUAUGUGUGCAGUAGAUAUCCCUGUCCACAUUCCGUAGAUUGUUUUAUUUCACGUCCAACAGAGAAAACCAUCUUCAUCAUUUUCAUGCUGGCUGUCGCUUGUGUGUCACUUCUUCUAAAUAUAGCUGAAAUAGUUUACCUUGUUUUCAAGCAAAUAACUAUUUCAACGCAGAAGAGAUAUAAAAAACAUGGCCAUCACCAAUUUAUUGAGUCUUUUGAUAAAUCAAAGCUGACUGAAGAUUUACCUCUAUCAGGUUCUAAAGUGAAGCCUUUUAGUACAGAACCAAGCAAUAGCCAGGAUCCCAAGUCUCAGAAAACCAUUAAUUAUGGGAUUGAGAAAGGUAGUGAGGAAAUUAAAGAAAAUACAGGAUAAUAAAAUGGGUAUGAUUUUCAAUAAAUUAAUCUGCCUUUAUUCCAGAACAUAGGUCGCUGAAAUAAUACAACAAACCAAUUCAUGAACAAGAAUCUAGAAAUGUAACAAUGAUUAUAUUAUUGUAUUAGGCUUGUAAACCUGACGAACAAUUUACAAUGUAUUAUUAAGCAGUUUCUUCAGCCAUGAUAAAAAGGGCCAGAAUUCCAUAUGUCAUCAGGACUGACCAAAAUGUACAACUUUCUGACACUAAUUCAUUUUUCAACUGAUGAAUCGUAUGAUUCAUAAUGGUACCGCAUCCACACUAACAAUUUUUUUGCUCUGUAUGUUUCUCCUGAAGUCAUUCAGUUCACUUGUGGCAAAAAUGGUGUGAGAAAAUUUUUUAAACUGUGUUUUGACCAAGCUGACAGUGUCAUUUUUAUCAUUAUGCUGAUAGAUAUUAAUGCUAACUCAUUACAGUUUCUGUCUUACUUUUUAAUGUAUCAUCUGAAUGAUCUGAAUAUCAGUUCCAAUUGAUCAAAUUGCCAUUGAUCUCAUUUGUUGUCUGAAACAGGUUCAUCUUAUUAACCCGUUUAGCUCCCAAUGACUUUGAGAGUGGUUCUGUGACCCUACCAUGAGUGGACUGCGCCACAAAUCGCAAGGCAGUAGACAAUGCUUUCCUGGCUCUCACCACGAUACUGAGGGCUAAGCUAUCAAGGGUCUGCUUUUUAAGAAAUCUCAGCUUAAAUUGAUUUAGAUAAUAUAAAAAUGAAAACAUUAUUGAAAACAAAUUUAAAAGGACAUACAUUUGAGCACAUUAAACUAGGGAUAUGGGGAGAAAGCAGGAAUGGGGUACUGAUUUUGGAUGAUCAGCCAUGAUAAUAUUGAAUGGCGGUGCUGGCUCAAAGAGCCGAAUGGUCUACUCCUGGACCUAUUUUCUAUAUUUCUAUGCUUCUACAAUGUAGAGAAAAAAACAAAAUGCUUAGUUCAACCUAUCGUUUGAAUGGGGGUCAAUAUACCCAUUGAAUUGAAUGUCCCAAUGCUUCUUAGCCUAUCUGUGCUAGGUGCCGUCUAAGGGGCAGUUACAAUGUCUCUCCGAUCCUUCAGUUCAGGAAUUAUUAAAGUGCCCUGGGAUUCAAUAGUGAGUGCAGGUGGAAGAAGAGAGAGAUCAAUAUGGCCAGAAAACUUGAAGUGACAUCAUGUUGGAUCCAAUAUUUCUGAAAUCACUUCAGUUGUAGACCAAUAUAUGUCAUAAUAUCUUAAGAAUCUGGAAAUAUUUAAUUUUCUAUUGAUAUUACAAUAUAAGAUCAUUUGAAACAAUGCUUCAGUGUUAUAAAUGUGAGCAAUGAAUAAAUAAAUCAGAUAUUUUUAAUAAA
This is a messenger RNA of Amblyraja radiata (thorny skate), 2379 nucleotides long. RefSeq names its product gap junction Cx32.7 protein-like. Gene Ontology annotation, cellular component: connexin complex. The record is from RefSeq and is a predicted model, not a curated record. Lineage: Eukaryota; Metazoa; Chordata; Chondrichthyes; Rajiformes; Rajidae. The coding region runs from base 146 to 1027 and encodes 293 amino acids. The transcript is spliced from 2 exons. Gene Ontology annotation, molecular function: gap junction channel activity. Gene Ontology annotation, biological process: cell-cell signaling.